AUGUCAGGAUGGAGAAAUCAACUAAAUAACGUUGGGUCUAAUGCCUUCGACUUUGUUCAGCGUAUUUCAAAUGAAUUGGCAGCUGAAACGCCAUUGGAUCCGUCUUCAGAGCUAGAUGUAAGUGUAAUAUCGUUGUUUUUGAUUGAGAAUUUAGUAUCACAAACAGAAGGCGUUGGAAAAGGAGAAAGAAUUAGUUAGAUACCAAUCGCAGCUAACUGAACGGAACAGAGAGAUCGAGGAACUAAAUGAAAGUGUCAAAGCUGCAUAUGAGGAAGUUGAGUUGACACGACAGUCUUUGUUGAACAGAAUAGCUGCUAAAGAACUGGAGUUGGAGAAAGCAAAAGUGAGCUUUUUUAUUUUUUUAAAAUUUACUAUGAGAAAAAAUACUUUACAUCGUGUUUUAGUAUGAAAUCGAGGCUCUCCGUGACUUCCAAACGAAUACAGAUACUGAUCCAGAUCAAGAACGGAAUGAGAAGGAGUUAAUCCUUGAGUUGGAGUUGAUACGGGCUGAAAAGGCAGCUUUGUCUGAUGAGUUGAGUUUUUUGAGUAAGAAACUUGAAGAUUAUGAGGCCAACGAGAGGGAGAAGGCGGUAAAAGAUAGUAAUGUUGAUGCAAAGUUGAAUAAAACUGUGAAAGAGUUGGAAGAAGCAAGACAGAAGAUAUUGAAACUAGAAAAGGAGGUAAGCUAAUUAUAUUUUGUUAUUCAUGGUCGUUUUUGAAACAUCAAGAAUAUCUAUUUUCUUUGUUUUAGGUAACACUUAUUAAUUUUAGAAAGCCGGUUUAAUCGAUGAGUUUGAAAAAAGGCCAAGGUCGGCUAGUCCUCCAAAGUCAAGAGUACGUUUUAAAAUUUAAAAAUUUUGUGAAAACAUGUUUUAUUUUGACAUUUCUUAAAUUUAGGUAAACAUUGCCGAAUUAGAAGAAAUUGAAAACCAAGUUUCUCUUCUUCAAGAAGAAAGAGACAAGUUUCAACGUCAAUAUGAACAAGAACAAGUAAAAACCAAAGAGCUGGAACAGUUAAUGGGUUCUUUAGUCGAAGAAUGUUCAAAACUAUCCAAGAAUCUUGAUCUAUAUAAUACUAAGGUUGGUCAAGUAGUUGUUGUAGAGCGGCCAGAAGUUCCAGCUGUAGAUUGGGAUGUUGAUACUGAAGAUAUGGACAAUUUGAGGGCAGAGCUUGGUCGGUUAGAAGAAGAGAGACACAGAGUAAGUUUAUUAAUUGCAUUUUUUAAAAAUAUUGUGUUUUGCUUGUAAAUGGCAUAUAAAUAUUGAAUUUUAGACUGUUCAAGAACUUGAGGAGAUAAAAACUAUGGCAGGUGAAAAAGAAGCCCACUACAAUGCUAAAAUACAAGAAGUAAGUGUUUUAGUAUAUCUCUCGUAUAAAUUUAGUUAAACUCUGUACUGUCUCAACAACAAGAGGCCUAUGCAGCUACUGCUAACACAAUAUCGGUAGCACUGAAAGGAAACCAAGUGACUUUUGACGAUAAAAGCAUUUUGAAGUUGAUGGACGACAUGGAAACGAUGAACCUAGAACUGGAAAGUCUUAAAGAACAAUACGAAGUUUCGAUGUUAACAUUGGAGAAGAACAAACGAUUAUACGACGACGUUUCGCAGUUGUGCAAGGUUUUGUCUGGCGAAAGCAAUGUCAUACAGGUAUGCUUUUAAGUUAAGGUCAGGGACGUCGUUUGGGGGGGGUGGUUCGGAGUGACUCCCCCCCCAGAGCCGAUCCGAAAAAAAAAUCCACAGGUAGGUGAGACCUGUACGUGAAAAAACGAAAAAAAAAUUUUUCGAAAAAAUCGGUCCACAGGUAGCUAGCUACCUGUGAAAAAUUUUUUUGGGCCUCCCCCCCCUCCCCCCCCAGAGAAAAAAUCGUAAAACCGUAGCGACGUCCCUGGUUAAGGUAACAUUUAUAAGACCUAAACUCACAAGUUGACAUAGUAAUGAGAAAUGCUUUUGUAGGACAUAUCCGACGAUUCAGUGGUUCAACUUCAGAAUUUAAUUGAAAAAGAAAAGUUUAAGAGUGCCGACUUGGAGACGAGAUUGCAGAAUGCUGAAGGUCUUCUAAAUCAACAAAAACAAGACUUCGAAAACAUAGCAGCUGGUGUAAGUGUAGUUUAUCACAUUUACAGUACUUUAAAGGUGUCUGGAUAAUCUAAAUUUAUAUUUUAGUUGAAACAACAACUUGAACAGUUGAAUUUUGCAUUCUCGGAAAACAGGGAAAAGCUGCGAGAAUCAGAGUCUUUAAUUGAAACAUUGAGAAACGAGAAGGAAGAACAAGAGAAACAUAAGAAUGAUUCUGAAGCGACACAAGCUCAAUCUGAAGAAUCCAACGAACUCCAGAAGAUUAUAGAAAAGGAAAGGUUCAAGAGCGCAGAGUUGGAGAUGAGGCUGAAAAGCACGGAAGGCCUUUUGAAUCAACAAAAAAGAACUUCGAAUCUAUCACGACAGAGGUAUGUUUAAGUCAAAAAUAGUAUAUUUUUUAAAUUUAAUUUUAGGCAUAGUUAAUAUCUAUUUACCUCUUAUAUUUUAGUUGGAACAACAGCUUGAUCAAGUGA
Molecule: messenger RNA, 2549 nt
Organism: Bursaphelenchus okinawaensis
Lineage: Eukaryota; Metazoa; Nematoda; Chromadorea; Rhabditida; Aphelenchoididae
Source: the annotation of a GenBank genome assembly